AUGCCUGUAAGAAGAGGUCACGUUGCGCCACAAAACACAUUCCUUGGAAUAAUAAUUCGGAAAUUCGAGGGUCAGAACCGGAAAUUUGUGAUAGCCAAUGCCAGGGUGGAGAACUGUGCAAUCAUAUACUGCAACGAUGGCUUCUGUGAGAUGACGGGCUUCUCCAGACCAGACAUCAUGCAGAAGCCAUGCACCUGUGACUUCCUCCACGGUGACCUAACUGACAAGGAGGCCAUCAACCAGGUGUCCCAGGCUGUGCUGGGGUCUGAGGAGCGUAAGGUGGAGAUCACCUACUACCGUAAGGAUGGAACUGACUUUCAGUGUAACACUCACAUAAUCCCAGUGAAGAAUGAGGAGGGUGUGGUGAUGAUGUUCAUCUUAAAUUUUGAUUACGUUCUGGAUGAGGGAAGUGACAGCUCCAUGGAGAAGAUAAGCCCCACAUCCCCUACAAAGUCAGAUCAAAGGAGGAGUAGAUUCUUCCGCUUCCGCCAGGCUGCUUUGAGCCUAAUGAAUACCAACAAGCAAUCGCUUCCGCAAGAGGACCCCGACGCUGUAAUGGUGGAUUCACCCAAAGAGAAUGAGGACUCAGUGGCCCUACAGAACUUCCCCUCACCCACCAAGAGCAUCUGCAGUCCCAUUGAGGCAAAUGACACACAUGCCCUCAUAGGCUCAAGCCACCAUUCUUCCCAGGCUAGCAUCGGUCCUGAACCACUUGACCAUUCAUCCCCUAAACUCCCCUGGGAGAAGCUGUACCAGACAGAGCCGCACCAAUCCUCUACCUCCCUGUCAAACACCUUCCCCAGAGGCAGCAUCAACAGCAUGAGGCGAGCCUCAUCCGUCCAUGAAAUUGAGGGCUACAGCUCAAAUUCCAAAAGUGUUUUCAGGGAUCGGCAUACAAGUGAAGGCCCUUUUAAUCAUGUGAAGUCCAGCCUGCUUGGCUCUACCUCUGAUUCUAACAUCAACAAGUAUAGCACCAUCAACAAGAUCCCUCUGAUUGCACUCAACUUCUCUGAGGGGACGGAUAAAAAGGCUCAUUCUCCGCCAACAUCUGAGAAAACCAUCAUUGCACCAAAGGUCAAAGACAGAACUCACAAUGUCACAGAAAAAGUCACGCAGGUCCUGUCACUCGGCGCUGAUGUGCUGCCAGAGUACAAACUCCAGACAGCCCGCAUUGACAAGUUCACCAUUCUCCACUACAGCCCCUUCAAAGCCAUGUGGGACUGGCUGAUCCUGCUGCUGGUGAUUUACACAGCAAUCCUCACUCCCUACUCUGCUGCUUUUCUUCUCAAUGACCAAGAGGAGCAGAAGAGGCGUGAAUGUGGAUACUCCUGCAGUCCUCUUAAUGUGGUGGAUUUAAUCGUGGACAUUAUGUUCAUCAUUGACAUCCUCAUUAACUUCAGAACCACUUACGUAAACCUGAACGAGGAAGUGGUCAGCCAUCCAGCUAAGAUAGCAAUCCAUUACUUUAAAGGCUGGUUCCUUAUAGACAUGGUGGCAGCAAUCCCCUUUGACCUUCUUAUCUUUGGCUCAGGAUCAGAUGAGACAACCACUCUGAUUGGCCUGUUGAAGACAGCUAGGCUCCUGCGAUUGGUGCGUGUAGCCAGGAAGCUGGACCGCUACUCUGAAUACGGAGCUGCAGUCCUCAUGUUGCUUAUGUGCAUCUUCGCCCUCAUUGCCCACUGGCUAGCCUGUAUAUGGUAUGCCAUCGGCAAUGUGGAGAAGCCCUACUUAGAGCACAAGAUUGGCUGGCUAGACAAUCUGGGCGUGUCCAUAGGGAAGCGAUACAACUACAGCGAUCCUAGCUCUGGUCCCUCGAUCAAGGACAAGUAUGUCACAGCACUUUACUUCACCUUCAGCAGUCUGACCAGCGUGGGCUUCGGAAACGUUUCCCCAAACACCAACUCUGAGAAGAUUUUUUCCAUCUGUGUCAUGUUGAUUGGCUCAUUAAUGUAUGCCAGUAUUUUUGGAAACGUCUCUGCCAUCAUCCAGAGGCUGUACUCGGGCACGGCCCGUUAUCAUGCUCAGAUGUUGCGGGUAAAGGAGUUCAUCCGCUUCCACCAGAUUCCCAACCCACUGAGGCAAAGGCUGGAGGAGUACUUCCAACAUUCGUGGACCUACACAAACGGCAUUGAUAUGAACACGGAGGUGUUAAAAGGUUUUCCUGAGUGCCUGCAGGCAGAUAUCUGCCUUCACCUCAACAGGAAUCUUCUUCACAACUGCAAAGCGUUCCAGGGAGCCACCAAAGGCUGCUUGAGGGCCUUGGCCAUGCGCUUCAAAACGACUCAUGCCCCUCCUGGAGACACUCUGGUCCACAGUGGUGAUGUGCUCACCGCUCUCUACUUUCUGUCUCGCGGCUCUAUUGAGAUCCUGAAAGAUGACAUUGUGGUAGCCAUCCUGGGAAAAAAUGACAUCUUUGGAGAAAUGAUCCAUCUGUUUGCUAAGCCUGGAAAGUCCAAUGCUGACGUGCGAGCUCUGAGUUACUGUGACCUCAGCACCAUUCAGAGGGAAGAUCUGCUGGAGGUGUUAGACAUGUACCCAGAAUUUGCUGACUACUUCUUCAACAACCUGGAGCUUACUUUCAACCUCAGAGAUGAGUCUGCCAAGCCCUCCAGUUCCCAGGGCAGUGAUUCAGAUGGCGAGGGCACUAAAAGCAUUAAAAGAAGAAUCUCCUUCACACCAGAUCUGUCCAAGGGGGAAAACAAGGAAGUGGUUACAGAUGUGGGGAGAGAGAGGGAGUCUAACUCAUGCCUAAAGAGAUGUUCAGGAGUCCUGGGUCCCUCUUCGCCCAAUCCCCCAGCCCUGGACUCAGAUCUUAUUGUCAGAGACAGCUUGGAGAGAAGUCCAUCUUUUGAGGAUCUGUGCUGUGAUAAAUGGGCCUGUAAGAAGCCUACAGACUACCUGGAUGAGUCAGCACAGUUCCAGGACCUGAGAGAGGAUGAUAAUUCUGCCAGCGAAAUCACAUAUGGAGAGGUGGAACAGCGCUUAGGUCAGCUUCAAGAGCACUUGAACAGGCUGGAGUCCCAGCUGAUGUCAGAUAUUCAGACCAUCCUGCAUCUGCUGCAGAGACAGCCGACUCUGGGACCUCCAGCUUACAGCACUGUAACUGCCAGCCCAGACUAUCACAGACCUGCUGUAAAGGUUCAGCCAGUUGCUCUGACUGCAAGCCAUUUUUUCAGCCAUACAGAAACUCAAGGCCCCAACCACAAACUGGAGAGCACCAUUCAGGAAUCCAAAGACUCUCUGUCGAGCUUGGCCAACAUGAAUGCCCCCAUCGACGACAGCCUUACAGCACUGCUUGUACAAAGACAUACAGAGCCACAACAACAACAACAGCAGAUCACAGGGCAUCAACAGUCUGCAUUGAUGCUUCUUCCAACUGAAACCUCGUCCACAUCCUCCUCUUCCUCCCCAUCCCCCUCUGACUCCAACCUCAAUGCCACUGGACUCCAUAGGCCUGUUUCAGACCCAGAGUUUCCAGGGCCCUAA
This is a messenger RNA of Toxotes jaculatrix (banded archerfish), 3486 nucleotides long. Its product is annotated as potassium voltage-gated channel subfamily H member 7-like. The record is from RefSeq and is a predicted model, not a curated record. Bases 1 to 3486 code for a protein of 1161 amino acids. Gene Ontology annotation, biological process: membrane repolarization during action potential; potassium ion transmembrane transport; regulation of ventricular cardiac muscle cell membrane repolarization. NCBI's taxonomy places the organism in Eukaryota, Metazoa, Chordata, Actinopteri, Toxotidae. Gene Ontology annotation, cellular component: membrane. Gene Ontology annotation, molecular function: inward rectifier potassium channel activity. The transcript has 16 exons.